Molecule: messenger RNA, 111 nt
Organism: Rotaria sp. Silwood1
Lineage: Eukaryota; Metazoa; Rotifera; Eurotatoria; Philodinida; Philodinidae
Source: the annotation of a GenBank genome assembly
UCUGAUACACCUUGUUUUCCACAUUUAAACCGACAACAACUACAUCAAUAUCCACUUAGUCGACUAUUUCGAUUACAAGUUUCUUCCGAUGCAGUUAAAAUUUGGCUUUAA